Molecule: messenger RNA, 3856 nt
Organism: Phodopus roborovskii (desert hamster)
Lineage: Eukaryota; Metazoa; Chordata; Mammalia; Rodentia; Cricetidae
Gene: Smc6
Product: structural maintenance of chromosomes 6
Exons: 27
Coding region: 185-3475 (1096 amino acids)
Biological process (GO): double-strand break repair via homologous recombination
Cellular component (GO): Smc5-Smc6 complex; site of double-strand break; nucleus
Molecular function (GO): damaged DNA binding; ATP hydrolysis activity; single-stranded DNA binding
Source: RefSeq, a predicted model, not a curated record
GCGCAGGCGCGGACUGUCCCGCGGCGGGCGCCUGUCUGCGGGGCUCCCGCCUGCUUUCGGGGCGGGUUCGCCCUGCUUGGCGGGCGAGCAGUGGCCGAGGUCGGACGCCCUCAGGGUGGCCUUCGCGUCGUGACAGCCGUGCCGACUCCCUUCCCCGGGGCGACCGCGACUUGUUGGAGAUCUGAUGGCCAAAAGAAAGGAAGAAAAUUUCUGCUCUCCUGAAAAUGCUAAAAGGCCAAGACAAGAACUGGAAGAUUUUGAUAAAGAUGGAGAUGAAGAUGAAUGUACAAUUUCUUUCACUAACGGAACCUCUACUUUGACUGCAGCAGAAGUUGGAAUCAUUGAGAGUAUUCAGCUGAGAAACUUCAUGUGCCACUCAAUGCUUGGACCUUUUAAAUUUGGUUCUAAUGUCAACUUCGUUGUUGGCAACAAUGGAAGUGGAAAGAGUGCUGUACUCACCGCUCUCAUAGUUGGCCUUGGUGGAAAAGCAGUUGCUACUAAUAGAGGAUCCUCUUUAAAAGGUUUUGUGAAAGCUGGACAGAACUCAGCAGACAUCUCAAUAACGUUACGGAACAGAGGAGAUGAUGCCUUCCGGGCAAAUGUGUACGGCGACUCUAUAGUUGUGCAGCAACACAUUAGUGUAGAUGGAAGUCGGUCUUACAAACUAAAAAGUGAAAAAGGCACCGUGGUUUCUACCAGGAAAGAAGAGCUGAUUGCAAUUCUUGACCAUUUUAACAUCCAGGUGGACAACCCAGUUUCUGUUUUAACACAAGAGAUGAGUAAGCAGUUCUUACAAUCCAAAAAUGAGGGAGACAAAUACAAAUUCUUCAUGAAAGCAACCCAGCUUGAGCAGAUGAAGGAAGAUUAUUCAUAUAUUAUGGAAACAAAAGAAAGAACAAAGGAACAGAUAAAUCAAGGAGAAGAGCGACUUACUGAACUAAAGCGGCAAUGUUUGGAGAAAGAGGAACGUUUUCAAAAUAUUGCUGGUUUAAGUACAAUGAAGACCAAUUUAGAAUAUCUGAAACAUGAAAUGGCUUGGGCAGUGGUUAAUGAAAUUGAAAAACAGUUGAAUGCUAUUCGAGAUAAUAUCAAAAUUGGUGAAGAACGUGCUGCCAAACUUGACAGGAAAAUGGAAGAGCAGCAGGUCAGACUUAAUGAUGCAGAAAGAAAGUACAAAGAUAUUCAAGAUAAACUAGAAAAAAUCAGCGAAGAGACAAAUGCACGGGCACCAGAAUGUUUGGCAUUGAAAACAGAUGUCAUUGCACGGACAAGAGCCUUUAAUGAUGCUGAGGUUUUGUAUAACCGUUCCCUAAAUGAAUAUAAAGCAUUAAAGAAAGAUGAUGAGCAGCUUUGUAAAAGAAUUGAAGAGCUAAAGAAAAGCACUGAUCAGUCGUUGGAGCCAGAGCGCUUGGAAAGGCAAAGAAGGAUCUGUUGGUUGAAAGAGAAAGUACAGGCCUUACAGGACCAGGAAAGUGCCGUCAAUCAGGAGGCAGCACAGUUCGAACAAGCUAUAGAAAAGGACAAACAAGAACAUGUUCGAAUUAAGAGAGAAGAUUUAGAUGUGAGGCAUACAUUGAGUUAUAAUCAGAGACAAUUGAAAGAACUGAAAGAUAGUAAAACUGAUCGACUAAAAAGAUUUGGUCCUCAUGUUCCAGCUCUUCUGGAAGCUAUAGAUGAUGCUUACAGACGGAGACAAUUUACUCAUAAACCUAUUGGCCCUUUAGGUGCUUGCAUUCAUCUGCGGGACCCCGAGCUUGCUUUGGCCAUUGAAUCUUGCUUAAAAGGACUUCUGCAAGCCUAUUGUUGCCAUAAUCACGCUGAUGAGAGAGUACUUCAGUCAUUGAUGAAAAAAUUUUAUCCACCAGGGACCUCUCGGCCACAGAUAAUCGUUUCUGAAUUUCGGAAUGAGGUAUAUGAUGUGAGACUCAGAGCUGCUUACCAUCCAGAGUUUCCAACUGUUCUGACAGCUUUAGAAAUAGACAAUGCUGUUGUUGCAAAUAGCCUGAUUGACAUGCGGAGCAUCGAGACUGUGCUGCUAAUCAAAAAUAAUUCUGUAGCUCGUGCAGUCAUGCAGUCCCAAAAGCCACCAAAGAAUUGUAGAGAAGCUUUUACAGCUGAUGGUGAUCAAGUUUUUGCAGGACGUUACUAUUCAUCUGAAAGCACAAGACCCAAGUUUCUAAGCAGAGAUGUGGAUUCUGAAAUCAGUGAUUUGGAGACUGAGAUUGAAAAUAAAAAGGCCCACAUAACAAAUCUUCAACACCAUCUCUCUGCCUUAGAGAAGGAUAUUAAAAGAAAUGAAGAACUUCUUAAAAGGUGCCAGCUACAUUAUAAAGAAAUAAAGAUGAAAAUAAGAAAAAAUAUUUCUGAAAUUCGGGAACUUGAGAAUAUAGAAGAACACCAGUCUGUAGAUAUUGCGACCUUGGAAGAUGAAGCUGAGGAAAAUAAAAUAAAAAUGCAGAUGGUUGAGAAAAAUAUGGAGCAACAAAAAGAAAACAUGGAGAAUCUUAAAAGUCUAAAAAUUGAAGCAGAAAACAAGUAUGAUACAAUUAAAUUGAAAAUUAAUCAGCUGUCAGAGCUAGCAGAUCCGCUUAAGGAUGAAUUAAAUCUUGCUGAUUCUGAAGUGGAUAGCCAGAAACGAGGAAAGCAGCAUUAUGAAGAUAAACAGAAAGAACAUUUGGAUACCUUAAAUAAAAAGAGAAGAGAACUUGACAUGAAGGAAAAGGAGCUACAGGAGAAAAUGUCACAAGCAAGACAGAUCUGCCCAGAACGGAUAGAAGUAAAAAAAUCUGCAUCAAUUCUAGACAAAGAAAUUAAUCGAUUAAGACAAAAAAUACAGGCAGAACAUGCUAGUCAUGGAGAUCGGGAAGAAAUAAUGAAGCAGUACCAGGAAGCAAGAGAAACCUAUCUUGAUUUGGAUAAUAAAGUAAGGACUUUAAGGAGGUUCAUUAAAUUACUAGAAGAAAUAAUGACUCACAGGUACAAAACAUACCAGCAGUUUAGAAGGUGUUUGACAUUGCGCUGCAAAUUGUACUUUGACAACUUACUGUCUCAACGGGCUUAUUGUGGAAAAAUGAAUUUCGAUCACAAGAAUGAAACUCUUAGUAUAUCAGUUCAGCCUGGAGAGGGAAAUAAAGCUUCCUUCAAUGACAUGCGUGCUUUGUCCGGCGGUGAACGUUCUUUCUCCACAGUAUGCUUCAUUCUUUCCCUGUGGUCCAUUGCCGAAUCACCUUUCAGAUGCCUGGAUGAGUUUGAUGUCUACAUGGAUAUGGUUAAUAGGAGAAUUGCAAUGGACAUGAUACUUAAGAUGGCAGAUUCCCAGCGUUUUAGACAAUUUAUCUUGCUUACCCCUCAAAGCAUGAGCUCACUUCCUUCAAGUAAACUGAUUAGAAUUCUUCGAAUGUCUGAUCCUGAAAGAGGGCAAACCACAUUGCCUUUCCGACCUGUGACUCAAGAGGAAGAUGACAACACAAGUUGACAACUUAGUGCCUUGCCCUCAUGCUGAAAAGUUGUGAGGGAUCUGGACUGGCAGAUGAAAUAGAAUGAAACUAGAGAGAUUCUGAAAUGGAAGAGGCAGGCUUCUUUAAUCUGACCUAUCGAUUGUGUAAAGCCUAGAAAACCAGCCGCUGCCAAUAGUUACUACUGCUUUCCUUGUGAAAACCAAUUUCAUAAUACCGGUUUUAAACAUUUUUAAGUUUGCUUGCUUUGGAGUUUCUGUGUUUUAUUUGUUUUUACCAUCUACUUUUAUAAAUUUUUUCAGGAGUAAAAUUUUGUACAUAUGUACAUGUACAUAUCUGUUCAGUUUGGGUUCAUUUCUAUAGUAUUUUGUAAGAAUUAAAAUAAAAGUUUGAGCACCCGA